Molecule: messenger RNA, 3094 nt
Organism: Sphaeramia orbicularis (orbiculate cardinalfish)
Lineage: Eukaryota; Metazoa; Chordata; Actinopteri; Kurtiformes; Apogonidae
Exons: 2
Coding region: 320-3034 (904 amino acids)
Source: RefSeq, a predicted model, not a curated record
AGAAGAAAGCCCUUGACUCAAUCCGUCUUAUCUUCUCAGCUCUCCACUCCUGUCAGCUCCAGUCUGGAUUGGACUUCAGUGAGUGAGUGCUUUUUACACAACAAUUACAAAAUAAAUGAAAAGUGAAGAUCUGGGAGAAGGUCUGUUAAAAGAUGGCUAUGGCUGUUGGAAGAUCUUUUUCUGAGCCACUUUUCUAAGCAGAGCUUUACCUUUGGAUUCACCGUUCUGCUCUUUAUACGGACUCAUUUUUCUCCAGAUUAACUCAACUGGCAAGGUUAUUUAUUUUUCAUAUAUAUUUUUUUCUUCUGUGAAAGCAGAUAUGGGCUGCUCUCCAUCCAAAGGAAAGUUAUUUACAAAACCAGGGCCUCAGAAUGGUCUGUUGGUUGAAGAGCUGCAAGAUUCUGUUGAUUCUAGACCUACAGACGGUGUGAACCAACAUUUGAAAAGUGAAGAAAAAGAAAUUCCGCUACCCACUACAGAGCACAUGACAUCAGAGCCUGCAUGGGUUAGCUCUGAUGAAACAGAUGCAACUAAUGCAGCAGAAACUGAAGAAACAAAAGGGAAUGGGAUGCCCCAAGAAAUACUGAGUGAAGUCUUAAAAACAGAUGAGAUUAAAAGGACACAGAGAAGUAAGAAGCACAAAGCCAAUCGAAAGCAGAGAAAGUCUUCCAUUAUCAAGACCAAAGUGGACUUUCCACCACAGAUGGUGAGAGCUCACCAGGCAGCAUACACCUUUCUGAAUCCAAGUAUCUCUAAAUUUGAGACACUACUGGGGUUGCUGGACCAGGCUGCCCAGACCCAGCUGUCUCUGCAGCCCAUGAUGUCUGCUUUGGUUUUGCGUUUUGAAGAGAUCAAUCAAGCUCUAGAAGAGAUGGCUGAAGAGGGGGAACUGAUGCUGAAAGAGCAUGGGGACUAUAUGGUUCUGCCAUCUGGUAUGAUAGGGCCAAAGUUUAUGGCCAUUAAAGCUAACACUGAAACAAGUGGACCUCCUGAUCCACCUCCAGAUUUGCUCCAGCAACUGCUCCAGCAUUCAACAGAGAAAAUGAGGCAUGUGGGAACCUCAUUUCAGGUACUGGGUGACAAUACUCUGGAGGAUGCAGUGGAGUACUUCACUUCUCUUGCCAAACUUUUGGUUGGAAAGAUGCGAGAUAAGCAAGUUGCAGAGCAGAGAAUUGUCCAAGUGCUUGCACGGGUGGAGCAGGCCACCACAAGGAAGUCCAACCCUGAAGAUUCAGCACUGCACAGUGAGGACAGUGGAAUUGGGGGAGAGAAUGAGAGUUUGACGGGAUCCGAAAGACAUCGUCGGCACAGGGGGAGUGCAGGAUCUGGAAGUUGUGGCUCUGGGAUCAACUUUCGUGGAGUACUUGAUAAUCAACCCAGUAAUUCACUCAACCUCAUGGACAACAAUGAAUAUGAUGAGGGAGAUGAGGAGGAGGAAGAGGAUGACGAUGAUGAGAAUGUUGAUGACGAAGAUGGCAGACAAGGUCGGAAGAGAUCGAACUCUUCUCCCCCAGAUCCCAGUCAAACUCUUCUCUACAUGCGUGCAAAAUACAUGCGAAAUUUGAUGCUGGAAACCAAACGGCCACUCACUGCUGCUGCUGCCUCAAAUAAGCCUGAGGCUCUAUCAGCUGCCAGAUGUGCGAACUCAGUGAUGGAGCUACGAAAAAGCCAGAGGGAUUUAGAAGGGCGAAUGAAAAAGAUCCAAGGAAACAGAGAGAUAGAAGGGCCUCAUUAUAAUCUGUACAGGGCUGGACUUAGAAGACAUUCAAUCAGUGGGUCAGGAGGUGCACACAAAGGACCACUGAAGACAAAUCAGCUGUGUACUUUACCAGUGUUAGCACCACAAACACCCAAGCGCCCCUCUGUCAGAAGGCUGAUUAACACCUUUAGUCAAGGGGUGGAUGGCAGACCGGGUCAGAGCCUCGUUAAUAUACCACCUCAUAUCAAAAGGCCCAGGAAAAGUGGAAUCCUUCCAUUAUCAAACAUUGCAAAUAGCACCGAGGGAUUUCAGGUCAACAACGGUAACAAUAACAAUAACAGCUGGCCUGAUGGCAAGGAUGACUGUGAUGUAGACAACCUACCACCCCCGGCCCCAGAGGUUUUGAUGGACAAUUCCUUUAAGGAUUCUGAGGGCAACCCAACAAAUGACAGUAUCUCCCAAGAAGGUGUAGUGCAGGGUCUUCCAAUAAUUAACCAGAAGUGUGGACUUUCCCAUCGCCUGAGGACUUCCAUGCAGAAUAUGGAAGUACUGCCAAACCGGGCAAGCAUAAGGUCAAGAUCAAAUAUUUCAUCUGUCAGUCCUGUCAGGCAGGAUGCUGAAGAAGAAGAACAGCAAGAAUCUGGUCGGGGACAAGAAACAGAAAAGACCAGCUGUGUCUACCAACAGGCUCAGAGGAUCAUUCCUUUGCACCACGCGACAGAAUCUGUUGAGAAAAGACAAACUGGAGAGCAAAGUGGACAGAGAGGAUCUUCCCCUCUUCAAAGUAGUCAUGCCCUCCAUGAGAGUGACAUGUCUCGCAGCUCACCUGUGACAGCACCGCCAGUCUCCAGAGUCCGCCUCCCCCCAUCUUGCCCCUCUGUGCGCCACAGGUUUCCAAGCCCCCCUGUCUGCAGACAUCCGUCUUCCAGCUCGAGGCCCUCAUCUCGUCCAAGUUCACCGAGGACAGUGACUCGAGCCUCAGAAAGCACAGCUGAAGAAAUUACUCUUUCUAUGUCCUUUCAUGAUGCCCGUUCAGUCUUCUGUCAAAAUGAGACACAAAACUCCCAGCCCUGGACCUCAUCUGGAGCUUCUGUGCUUCCUAGGCCAUGGGGAGACACUUUCAGAGGUAGGCUGUCCACAAGAGGGAUGGACAACUCCAGCCGGCGCACACAGUCAGAGCAGAGACCCAGUUUGACCUCCUAUUCAGAGGAUGGUCUCACAGCCUCAACCCAGGCCACGUGGAAAGAGCAAAUAACUACAAAUCAAAGUUCUGUGACGACACCAGACAACGGCUGGUCCAACCAAAGCACUGCUGCCACAACACACUGGGAUUAGAACCGUUGGUGUUUGUCCAUUUAUGGAUGGAAAGAAAGCAUCAAAGGUUCUGGACUGGUU